AUGCCUUCGGUUGUUGCGAACUCCGAAAACCAGUCAAUUCCUAUUGUGCCAAUCGGCCCGGGUCAGAGACCUGGACAAUUUAAGGGUCAAAAUUUCAAACGCUGGCAACAAAAGAUGUUGUUUUUCUUAACACAACUUAAGUUGUCACGGUACCUCACUGAAGAGGAACCAAUCCCAGAGGAGGGUAAUGCCCAAUCUCUAGCCAGUUACCAACAAUGGAAACAUAACAGUUUCAUGUGUUGGAACUUUGUGCUGAACGGUUUGGAUGAUUCGCUUUAUGGUGUUUUCUCCAAAUAUGUUACGGCAAAGCAACUCUGGGAAGCGAUUGAUCAUAAAUAUCGGGUCGAAGAGGCUAGCCAAGGACAAAUGGUGGUAGCAAAGCUCCUAAACUACCGUAUGGUAGAUACAAGGAGUGUUGUGGAACAAGUAGAUGAAUUACAAAUCAUCUUCCACAACUUGGCGGGAGAAGACAUCAUGGUAAAUGAACGGUUCCAGGUGGCAACUCUGAUUGAAAAAUUGCCUCCCUCCUGGACGAGUUUCAAGAAUGACCUGAGACAAAAACCUAAGGACAUGUCUUUGAAGGAUUUACAUCGUCGUGUGAGAAUUCGGCAGGAAUCUCAACCUAUUCUUAAAAUGAAUGGGCAGUUUGGAUCCAAGGCAAAUGUCGUUGAGACGACUAAGACCAAAGGGAUUAAGAAGCGGAAGAUUGAUAAGAAUGUCAACUCCAAGAAAUUCAAGAGGGAAAAGUAUUCAUAUCUCAUAAUCUAG
Messenger RNA from Tarenaya hassleriana, 768 nucleotides. RefSeq lists its product as uncharacterized. Lineage: Eukaryota; Viridiplantae; Streptophyta; Magnoliopsida; Brassicales; Cleomaceae. The coding region runs from base 1 to 768 and encodes 255 amino acids. The transcript has a single exon. The record is from RefSeq and is a predicted model, not a curated record.